AUGCCACCUAAGCAUGCGAAGACCCAUUUAACCACUCCGGAGAAGCCGUCCUCUGUGUCAAGUCGAAGCAGUGUUUUGGGAAGUCCAGAAUUGCGACCGAAGAAUAGAGUUGUGAUUGAUGUGGGGCAGUGUAACAGAGAUGACGAUCCUUAUGUUACUGCAAGGAAAUCAGUGGAAGUAUGCAGGAAUCAGUUCCUGCUCAUGCUCGACUUCCUCAAGCCGGGAGGCUCCUGUAUGUGGAUUCAUAGCGGCUCUCAUCUGGACACGUAUCUAUUCUAUCUAAACUGGCUUAACCGUAUGUUUCAGCGUCUAAGGGUUACUAAUACGUUGGUUCCUAGUCGUAGCCCAGUGUACACUAUUGCGGAGAACUUUAUACCGGGGGAAAGCGAAGCGGCGUUGAAAGCCUGUGAUGACUUCCGUGAUUUCCUGCUCUCACAUCCUGCGGAUCCAUCAACUCCUGAGAUAUGGCAGGUAACUUCCUGGGCGGAAGUACAGUCGCUGCUGAAUCCUAACUCGCAGUUGUUGAAGGAUCUCCACGCGGUAUGGAGAGAAAAACGGGAGAAGUUGGCUGGAACACGUAUCAAUGCUGAACGAUCAUUGAAAGAAGAUUGCGGCGGUGAUGAGUCCCUUUACGUGUCUAAUAAGAACAUACAACCACUAAUGAAGGACCUAUCUGGGGUGCGAGGUCGUGGCAAUGACACUAGUGGUGAUGAAGACUCAUCACUUCCGACUGAACUAUACACACACCCACGUCUCUAUAACGAGUCACCUGAGCUAGCAUUCUGUGCUCUAGCAGCGUCGGAAGCGAAGACUAGUACGGCUGAAUCAGCUCCAAAGGUCAAAGCUAAAGUUGUCAAUGGGAAGUGCACAGCUUCUUUCGACGACUUGACGUUGGAGGUGUAUGCGAUUGAGCACAAUAGGAUUGCUAUCAAGUGCUUGGAUGCUGAGACGUAG
Perkinsus marinus ATCC 50983 is the source of this 954-nucleotide messenger RNA. RefSeq lists its product as hypothetical. Bases 1 to 954 code for a protein of 317 amino acids. The transcript is spliced from 10 exons. NCBI's taxonomy places the organism in Eukaryota, Perkinsozoa, Perkinsida, Perkinsidae. The record is from RefSeq and is a predicted model, not a curated record.